UUAUGUGUUUCUGGGAUUCAAACCCACAACUUUAUGCAUCCUAAGCAAACACUCUGCCAACUAAGCCACAUUGCUGGCCCUUGUUCCUCUUUCUUAUCGUUAAGUUGCAACUCAAAUGUUGAGCUCCUAGUUUAAGUAGGUCCCAUCUUUCAUCUAAAGCUUAACCCCUUUGUGCUUCCAGAAUUUAAUUUGGCCUUUCUUGUCUCACCGCCCCCCCCCACCACCACAGUGGAUCCAUGGUGAAGGAGCUGGGUGUCCUAAUGCUGCAGAGGUAACCAUGAGCCCAUCCUCUCCCCAAAACAGAGGGGACUGGGGACAGGUGCAGAACAGGGUGGUCAGCAGGUAUAGGCUAUACUCAGAGACUGUGUCAGCUCUGAACCCCUUUCACUGACAGCCAGGAAGUGGGCGGGAUCUCUGGGGGUGGGGGAAACAAGGACUCCUGGCAGAGAGCUGCUUCUUCUCAUUGGCUGCUCAGGGUUUGGGGGCAUCACCCCACUCUCCCUGCAAACCCCCGCCCCCCAGAACCCUCUGGAACCCGCAUGCCUCUGGAACCCCCCAUUCAGGCAUCUUCAUAGUUGCGAAUCCCUUCUCAGGUUCCCUGCCCGGCUACACACACCCAGGAUACAUCGUCACCCAGGUGCAGCUACAAUUUGCUACCGUUUGUGGGGAGUGGCAGUUGACUCCACAAGGUUCCUGGGCAGGAGGCAAGUCCCAGAAACCUCCUGGGAAGGAUGAAUGCUCAGAGCCCUGCAGACCUACCUGCAGGGCUUGAUGGCCCCUGUCUGAAUUCCAGAACGUGGUGGCAGGAGGAUCAAGUGUUCCCUGGCGACCUGAGAUCUGUGAAAAGAGGAGGAGGGUGCUGUGUGGAACUGCUGCUGCUACUGCUGCUGGCUGAGGAGCUACCCCUGGGUGGUGGCUGUCCUCGAGACUGUGUGUGCUACCCCGCACCCAUGACUGUCAGCUGCCAGGCACACAACUUUGCUGUCAUCCCAGAGGGCAUCCCCGAGGACAGCGAGCGCAUCUUCCUGCAGAACAAUCGUAUCACUUUCCUCCAGCAGGGCCACUUCAGCCCCGCCAUGGUCACCCUCUGGAUCUACUCCAACAACAUCACUUUCAUCGCUCCCAACACCUUCGAGGGCUUUGUGCAUCUGGAGGAACUAGACCUUGGAGACAACCGGCAGCUGCGGACGCUGGCACCCGAGACCUUCCAGGGCCUGGUGAAGCUUCACGCCCUCUACCUCUAUAAGUGUGGACUGAGCGCCCUGCCCGCAGGCAUCUUUGGUGGCCUGCACAGCCUGCAGUACCUCUACUUGCAGGACAACCACAUUGAGUACCUCCAAGAUGACAUCUUUGUGGACCUGGUCAACCUCAGUCACUUGUUUCUCCAUGGCAACAAGCUUUGGAGUCUGGGCCAAGGCAUUUUCCGGGGCCUGGUGAACCUCGACCGGCUAUUGCUGCAUGAGAACCAGCUACAAUGGGUCCACCAUAAGGCUUUCCAUGACCUCCACAGGCUAACCACCCUCUUUCUCUUCAACAACAGCCUCACUGAGCUGCAAGGUGACUGUAUGGCCCCCCUGGUGGCCUUGGAGUUCCUUCGCCUCAAUGGUAAUGCCUGGGACUGUGGCUGCCGGGCUCGGUCCCUGUGGGAAUGGCUGAGGAGGUUCCGAGGCUCCAGCUCCGCUGUUCCCUGUGCAACCCCCGAGCUGCGGCAAGGCCAGGAUCUGAAGCUGCUGAGGGCUGAGGACUUCCGGAACUGCACAGGGCCAGCAUCUCCACACCAGAUCAAGUCACACACGCUCACCACCUCUGACAGGGCUGCCCGCAAGGAGCAUCACCCAUCCCAUGGCGCCUCCAGGGACAAAGGCCACCCACAUGGCCAUCUGCCUGGCUCCAGGUCAGGUUACAAGAAGCCAGGCAAGAACUGUACCAGCCACAGGAACCGAAACCAGAUCUCGAAGGUGGGCACUGGGAAACAGCUUCCUGAACUACAGGACUAUGCCCCUGACUACCAGCACAAGUUCAGCUUUGACAUCAUGCCGACCACACGACCCAAGAAGAAGGGCAAGUGUCCCCGCAGGACCCCCAUCCGUGCCCCCAGUGGGGUGCAGCAGGCCAACUCGGGCACUUCCCUGGGGGCCUCGCUCCUGGCCUGGAUACUGGGGCUGGCGGUCACUCUCCGCUGAGGACUCAGGACAUCACUACCCAGCACUGCCACAUGUCCAGCAAGGAACAGAAUCUUUUCCUCUUUUUUUUUUUUUUUUCUUUUUAAGCGGAAAAUCUGCUGGGUUUCAGGAAAAGGCUGCUAAUGCCUUCAAUCACAGUCUGAACCCUUCCUGGUGGAUUAUAAGCUCAAAGUGUACAGCUCUAGAGAGGAGGGGUAGCCAUCUUACCUGGUUGUCCUGGCCCAGCACCUACAGACAGCAUCCACUCCAGCACGGUGGUCAAAGGCAUACCAAGUGAAUGAUUAGCCGUGACGGGACAUAUGCCCUUUGGAGAAGCUGGGCUCUGUGGAAUCCUGAGCGCUUGGAAAGAAAGGCCGGACGACCCUGCGUUUUGGGAAGGAGUGGAACUCAGGACAAGGCUCACGCAGAGCCAGCUGGGGCAACCAGCAAUCUCAGAGCACUCUUGCUCUUGCCUGAGGCCACCUUGUCAACCUGCCCAGUCCCACUAUGUCAUCCUCAGUCCCUACCCAUGGGGGUAGUGCCUCUCAUUCCUGAUGUCUCAGGCAGUCCUGGCAGACCUGCUGGGGUCCAAGAACCAAUCACCAAAGGAAAGAUCACCAGAGGAUGAUGUUUAGAACUUUACUCGCGAUGAGAGUCACUCAGAAGGUGCAGUUUUAUACCUGUGUCUACUUAUAUAUAUCCUCACACCCUACCCACACACCCACACAAUAUAAAUAUAUAUACAUAUAUAAAUAUAUAAAUGCACAGCCCCCCUCCCACUCCUUACCAAACUGUAUGUCUUAUCAUGUUUAUAAACUAUACGGGAACCUAUAUUUGCUCAACUACAGAUUGUAUUGGUAAUUUCUAGCAAGGAAAAACAAAAAAAAAAGUUGUGGCAUUUUUGGUCUGAAUCCCAGCUGGCAGCAAUAGUCCCUGGGCUUGCUGGGGCAAAGGUGUCAGUGGGAAGAGUUGAGGAGGAAGAGAAACAGAGAAUCACUUCAGGGGACCAACAUUCUUAGCUACUUAGAACAUCAUCUUGUUUUUAUAUGCAACACAUGCCUGUCUGGCACCCUGGAGCACCCCACUACCCCUACUGUAGAAGCUGCAGGCUUUGGGGUGAGAUGUGGGAAGUAGCUUGUCAGAUGUCAGGGUGCUGGAGGCAAGCUAGGUGGAGCAGCAGAAAGGGCUUUGGGGGUUUUCAAGCCAGCAAACAAGGCAGCAUCCACAGUGUUAGUCCAGAGGGUUGGAUGGACAGUGUCCUUCUAACGUUUUGCCAGCGAUGGUCUGUGCAGGUCAGGAGGCUCUGAACUCUGACCUCAAGGAAGGCUUAGCUGCAAUUUUAACUCACUGGCUCUUUGGCCAGUGACCUGCUGAAGGCCCUGAACAGUUGGCAAUAGAGAAGACUCUAGUGGCCUUAGCAGAUGAGGGCAUUUCAAUAACCAUCUCAGGCGCUCUCCGUUACAGAGGUCUUGUUCCUCCUGAUUAUUUUGGAUAUAAUCCAGGACAGGCAAAGGUCAGAGGGCUAGACUCAGGGGUCAGAGCCCAACAGGCAGCAUGCAGGGAACAGAGCAGGCAAGCCCAGUCAGGCAAUAGGGGCUGCUGGCCCAAAGGUCUCCGGCAAGCACAAUCUCUUGCGCUUUGCACAAACCUGAAUCCCCUACCAGCGAGGGUGUGUGAGGAGGAAGAAAUGCUGAAUCCAAUUAAGAGAGAAAAAUAAUAAAAAAAAUUCUCUUGGACAAAA
Molecule: messenger RNA, 3903 nt
Organism: Arvicola amphibius (Eurasian water vole)
Lineage: Eukaryota; Metazoa; Chordata; Mammalia; Rodentia; Cricetidae
Gene: Rtn4rl1
Product: reticulon 4 receptor like 1
Exons: 2
Coding region: 732-2183 (483 amino acids)
Cellular component (GO): extracellular matrix; plasma membrane; cell surface
Molecular function (GO): protein binding
Source: RefSeq, a predicted model, not a curated record